Molecule: messenger RNA, 762 nt
Organism: Prorocentrum cordatum
Lineage: Eukaryota; Dinophyceae; Prorocentrales; Prorocentraceae
Source: the annotation of a GenBank genome assembly
AUGGUCAGCGGCGCCAGCGACAUCGUUUUCGGGGCGUGUUACUCCCCGGUCACGGUGCCGGAGGCCCCGCAGGUCAUGGUCGUGCACCCGAGCGUUCCAAACUACUGCGGCUGCGUCAUCGUCGCGUCGGAGCCCGAAGCCGCCGCCCGACCUCUCACGGACUGGCGCAGGACGUGUCGCGGCCGCCUGGGCGAGGGGUGCGCGUGCGCCUCGCGACAGGCGGACGUGGCAUUGAGCGCUUCUGUCGCCCCUGCCGCGCCGGCGCACGCGCUGCCGCGCCCGCACGCGCACGCGGUAUCGGUCAAGAACGUCCUCGUCGACGCGGAGGCGCCCAGGGCGCUGGCCGAGACCACUCUGAGGGUGCACUGCGCCAGUGGCGCUGGAUGCAUCGUUGUGGAGCGCGUGGUGAGAAGGUCUGGGCGGCUCAGCGGCAAGGCGCGAGAGUUCGGCCCCCUCCAGGCGGCGACUGCAGCCGCGGCUGCGCCGGCGGCGGCGGGGCGCACGAAGCUGAGCAGCAUGGCCCGCGCCUGGCAGCCGGGCCAGGCCGACGCCGCACCAAGUCCAUCUUCGUCGGCGCCGGUCGCCGAUGCCGAGUCGCCCCGACAGGGGAUGCCCGAGCUGUCCGCCCCCAACGGUUCAGGCACGCCGAAGUUCGGCUCCGCGCUGCUGCGAGGCGUGGCGGACGCCCUGCGGAUGAGCAUAUUCGUCGCCAGCGUAACCGUCUCCGCUGGCGCCGCGGGCGGCUGGUGCAUGCAGAUGGAC